Messenger RNA from Closterium sp. Yama58-4, 1857 nucleotides. The record is from the annotation of a GenBank genome assembly. Lineage: Eukaryota; Viridiplantae; Streptophyta; Zygnematophyceae; Desmidiales; Closteriaceae.
AUGCCUUCUCUGCCUUACGCCCUGCUUUCCCCUUUCCCCUCUCCUCCCUAUACCCUUCUUCCCCCUAUCCCCUCCUUGCCUUACCAUUUUUCGCUUCCUUUCCCUCUCUCGCAUUCACCCGUCUUCCCCCUUUCCCCUCGCUGCCUUACACCCUCCCAUUCAUUCUCUCUGCCAUUCACCCCACUUCUCCCCUUUCUCUCUCUGCGUUACGCCCUUCUUCCGCCUUUCGCCUCUAUGCCUUGCAUCUUUUAUCCCCCUUACGCCACUCUGCCAUACUCCCCUUCUUCUACCUUUCCACUAUCUCCGUUACCUCCUACAUCACCCUUUUUCUCCAUGCCAUUCACCCUUAUUCUCCCCUUCCCCUCUAUGCUUUACACCCCUCUUCCGCCUUUCCCCUCUCUGCCUUACGCCCUGCUUCCCCCUCGUCACUCUCUUCACUACACCCAUCCUCCCCCUCUCUCCCCUCCGCCUUACACCUUUCUUACCGCUUUCCCUCUCUGCCUCUCACCCUUCGUAUCCCCUUUCCCUCUCUGCCUCUCACCCUUCUUAUCCCCUUUCCCUCUCUGCCUCUCACCCUUCUUAUCCCCUUUCCCUCUCUGCCUCUCACCCUUCUUAUCCCCUUUCCCUCUCUGCCUCUCACCCUUCGUAUCCCCUUUCCCUCUCUGCCUCUCACCCUUCUUAUCCCCUUUCCCUCUCUGCCUCUCACCCUUCUUAUCCCCUUUCCCUCUCUGCCUCUCACCCUUCUUAUCCCCUUUCCCUCUCUGCCUCUCACCCUUCGUAUCCCCUUUCCCUCUCUGCCUCUCACCCUUCUUAUCCCCUUUCCAUCUCUGCAUCUCACCCUUCUUAUCCCCUUUCCCUCUCUGCCUCUCACCCUUCGUAUCCCCUUUCCCUCUCUGCCUCUCACCCUUCUUAUCCCCUUUCCCUCUCUGCCUCUCACCCUUCUUAUCCCCUUUCCCUCUCUGCCUCUCACCCUUCGUAUCCCCUUUCCCUCUCUGCCUCUCACCCUUCUUAUCCCCUUUCCCUCUCUGCCUCUCACCCUUCUUAUCCCCUUUCCCUCUCUGCCUCUCACCCUUCUUCUCCCCUUUCCCUCUCUGCCUCUCACCCUUCGUAUCCCCUUUCCCUCUCUGCCUCUCACCCUUCUUAUCCCCUUUCCCUCUCUGCCUCUCACCCUUCUUAUCCCCUUUCCCUCUCUGCCUCUCACCCUUCUUAUCCCCUUUCCCUCUCUGCCUCUCACCCUUCUUAUCCCCUUUCCCUCUCUGCCUCUCACCCUUCUUAUCCCCUUUCCCUCUCUGCCUCUCACCCUUCUUAUCCCCUUUCCCUCUCUGCCUCUCACCCUUCUUAUCCCCUUUCCCUCUCUGCCUCUCACCCUUCUUAUCCCCUUUCCCUCUCUGCCUCUCAACCUUCGUAUCCCCUUUCCCUCUCUGCCUCUCACCCUUCUUAUCCCCUUUCCCUCUCUGCCUCUCACCCUUCGUAUCCCCUUUCCCUCUCUGCCUCUCACCCUUCUUAUCCCCUUUCCCUCUCUGCCUCUCACCCUUCUUCUCCCCUUCCCCUCUCUGCCUUAAACCCAUCUUCCGCCUUUCCCCUCUCUGCCUUAUGCCCCGCUUCCCCCCGUUCUCUCUCCUCCUUACACCCUUCAUCCCCCUAACGCCACGCUGCCUUAGUCUCUGCUUCUCCCUUUUCCCUCCCUUCCCUACACCCUUCUUCCCCCUCUCCCCUCUCUGCCUUACUCUCUUUUUCACCCUUACCCCUUUCUGCCUUACACAUUUUGUCCCCCAUGCGCCAAUCUGCCAUACGCCCCUUGUUCCACCUUUCCCCUCUCUACCAUACAUCCGUGUCAAGUCCUAUUCCCACACUUAA